Molecule: messenger RNA, 1197 nt
Organism: Tetrapisispora phaffii CBS 4417
Lineage: Eukaryota; Fungi; Ascomycota; Saccharomycetes; Saccharomycetales; Saccharomycetaceae
Exons: 1
Coding region: 1-1197 (398 amino acids)
Biological process (GO): deoxyribonucleotide biosynthetic process
Molecular function (GO): oxidoreductase activity
Source: RefSeq, a predicted model, not a curated record
AUGGCAAAGGCAACCCCCUCAAAAGUUGCAGCUUCAGCUUUGUCUGACUUAGAACUGAAAGAAGAGAAUUUAGAUAAAAAGCUAGAAGCUUUAAAAGAAAAUAAAUCUGACGAUGAAGAAUUGGAUUUGAGAUUGAGUAAAGCGGCAGAGGAUCAUAAGCAAUUCAUGUACAGCCAUAGAGUACGUCGUCAUGAAUUGAAGAAGUUAGAAAAGUUGGAACCGUUAUUAAAUAAGGAUAAAAAAAGACAUUUAGUCCAUCCUAUUAAGUAUCCUGAUAUUUAUGAGACCUAUAAGAGAGCAGAAGCUUCAUUUUGGACUGCUGAAGAAAUUGAUUUAUCAAAAGAUCUAUACGAUUGGAACGAAAGAAUGAACUCCAAUGAAAGAUUUUUUAUUUCGAGAGUUUUAGCUUUUUUCGCAGCAUCAGAUGGUAUUGUUAAUGAGAACUUGACAGAAAAUUUCUCUGUUGAAAUCCAAGUACCUGAAGCUAGAUAUUUUUAUGGUUUCCAAAUAAUGAUUGAAAAUAUUCAUUCUGAGACUUAUUCGUUAUUAAUUGAUACAUACAUUAAGGAUCCGAAGGAGAGUUCAUUUUUGUUCAAUGCAAUCGAUUAUAUUCCACAGAUUAAAGAAAAGGCAGAAUGGGCAUUAAGAUGGAUCAAUGAUGACGAAGCAUUAUUUGGAGAAAGAUUGGUAGCCUUUGCUUCAAUUGAAGGUGUUUUCUUUUCCGGUUCCUUUGCCUCUAUCUUUUGGUUAAAGAAAAGAGGUUUAAUGCCAGGCUUGACAUUUUCAAAUGAAUUAAUUUGCAGAGAUGAAGGUUUACAUACAGAUUUUGCAUGUAUCCUGUUUGCCCAUUUGAAGAACAAACCAGAUCCAGCAAUUGUAGAAAAAAUUGUCACUGAAGCAGUGGGGAUUGAAAAAAGAUACUUCUUAGAUGCUUUACCUGUCGCUCUACUAGGUAUGAAUGCAAAAUUGAUGACACAAUAUGUUGAAUUUGUUGCUGACAGAUUAUUAGUUGCGUUUGGGAAUGAGAAGUACUAUAAGGUUGAGAACCCAUUCGACUUUAUGGAAAAUAUAUCGUUAGCUGGUAAAACUAAUUUCUUUGAAAAGAGAGUUUCAGAUUACCAAAAAGCAGGUGUUAUUUCGAAAUCUAGCAACACAGAAGCUGAUGAGGGUGCAUUUGCCAUGAAUGAAAAUUUUUAG